This is a messenger RNA of Phalaenopsis equestris, 504 nucleotides long. Its product is annotated as ultraviolet-B receptor UVR8-like. The record is from RefSeq and is a predicted model, not a curated record. The transcript has a single exon. Bases 1 to 504 code for a protein of 167 amino acids. NCBI's taxonomy places the organism in Eukaryota, Viridiplantae, Streptophyta, Magnoliopsida, Asparagales, Orchidaceae.
AUGUUUCACAUUUCUUCAGAUGAUGGCACUGUAUAUAGUUCAGGAGACAACACAUUCGGACAGUUAGGAAGAGAAACAGAAUCAUCAAAAUUGCUUCCUGUCCAGAUCAACUUCCAUCCUAUUUCUCUUUCAGCUGGGCUUGGCCACUCUCUUCUGCUGUACCACCUACCUUCCAAUGGAGCUGCUCAUGAAGCCACAGGGAUUCUUUCAUGGGGAUGGAACGGAAGCUCGCAGCUUGGCCGCCAUGGACAGGAAAAGGUUCCUUCUCCUGUUGAAGGACUUGAGGGACGAAGAGUGGUUUCAGUUUCAGCAGGGCGAGUUCAUUCAAUAAGUCUGACAUCAAAGGGAGAAGUUUUGACGUGGGGUUCAGGAAGAAAUGGUAGGCUGGGAUUGGGGAGCUCUGCGGAUGAAGCUGAGCCCACUUUUGUUGAGUGCUUGGAAGGUGUUGAAGUCCUGCAGGCUGUAGCUGGCCUUGACCAUAAUUUGCUUCUUGUUGCUGAGUAG